This is a messenger RNA of Ctenocephalides felis (cat flea), 1761 nucleotides long. RefSeq lists its product as uncharacterized. NCBI's taxonomy places the organism in Eukaryota, Metazoa, Arthropoda, Insecta, Siphonaptera, Pulicidae. The record is from RefSeq and is a predicted model, not a curated record. The transcript is spliced from 8 exons. The coding region runs from base 170 to 1375 and encodes 401 amino acids.
AUGUCAGUGAGUUUAGUUCUAAACAGUUUAAUUAGUUUAGUUGUGUUAAUAUUAAAUGCUGUGCUAAAGUUAUAAUUUAACUGAAACAAGAGGAAUAGCAAAUAAGGACGAACAACCUUUUUCAUAGGCCAAUAUUUCUGAAUAAUAUGGCCUUAGUAUUCAAAACGCAAUGAUGUCGGCGACAGGCGUAGCGGCGCUAGUUGCAGCGCUUUUGCUAUGCCAGGCAUCUUGUUCACAACAUUAUGAUUCUUUAUGUGCAGGUACGAGAGAGCGAUAUUUAUCAGCUGUUGGAGAAGAGUCUUCCAUAGUUUUACCUUUAUCACCCAUCCAAAAUAUUCAAGGUGUUUCUACGAGUCAAUCUGGACCAUGCAGAGCCAGAAUCACAGCACCAGACUCUCAUGCCAUAGGCCUGCGUCUGGUGGGUACGAAGACUGAUACAAUGGUACAAAAACCAGGUUCACUUGGAAAGUCGUCUAGGAAUCAUCAUGGUUCACACCAAAAAGGUGGUAAUGGAACUUUGUUAGGAUGUCCACUGAGUGUGUAUCUUCCCGAAGAUCGCCAAUCACCAGUAUGGCGCUUUGAUCCAUGCCUCGGGGGAGCGCAAUCAGGGGCUUCCAAACUUCUGCCUGAUAGGGUUAGCAUAGCUUGGAGCCCCCCUGAAGAUGGAAGUCCUGUUCCUUUAGCUUUAGUAGCCACAGCUGUUGGAAACGAAGAACGACUUUGCCGCGAGAAAGGGAGACACGUUUGUGUUCAUAUUGGGCGUAAACCUUUACUUUGCAUUUCGGAUCAUUUAGUGUGUGACGGAAUAAAACAUUGUCCAUUAGGAAAUGAAGGCGAUGGUGAUGAAGAUCCUAGACUAUGUGAAAGAUCAGAGAAACCGAGACAAAAUACGUGGGACAUGAUAACAUUAGCAAUUUUAAGACGAUUAGCAAGCGCUCGACCAGCCCCGAUUGAACAUGUACCUCCUAAAGAUUUUGCAGUGCCGUCCAAAACAGAGAAAGAAAGCAAUGAAGCCAGUGGCGUCGAUAAAACUGUAAAAGAAUACCAAAUAUUUUCCGGUCUCUCGCAGUAUGGUCCUUGGGGCUUUUUGUUAAUAGGCGUUUUAAUUUGCGGGGUCAUGCUACUGAUUUGCGGACUUUGGGAGUGUUACUGCCGUCGACCUCAACAGCCUAGUCCGCCUCUGGUAGAUCCUUGUGCCUCAAUCUCUCCUGAUAAUCAUGUGGUAGCAAGUAAUUUAGAAAAUAUUAGUCCGCCUCUCUAUGAUGAAUUGGACACUCCACCAGCUUAUAAUAUCUUAUUUCCGCCGGAACAAAAAAGUAUACCUGUAGCAACAACCAGUGACCAGGGAACGAGUUCUGGUAAUAUUCCAGUGUAAAUGAAGAUUACUAUUAGUUUUUAUUUUGUUUUAAUGUGUAUCACAAAAAAACGAGUUUAUGGAUCUUAAGUCUUAUUAAUUGCUGAACUAAAUGAAUGAGAUGCCCUCCUGGUGCAUCUCAGUGAAUGUGAAGAUGAUGAACUUUAAAUAAUUGACGCUUUGACUUAGGUUUCAGGAACUUGCUUAAACUGUGAUUUCUUCUAUACUUAUUCAAGGAAGUUUAAAACUUAUCUUUGAAAACAAACAAGUUAAUUUAGCAUUAUUAUUUAGAAAUUUGAAUAUAUAUUUUAUGAAUUAUGGCAUGCUUCCAAUAUUCCGAUUAUAUUAGAAGGAUGCAAACCAUAAUUAAUAUUGUUAUUUUUGCAGGACUAUGAUAUAACUUAAUA